AUGUCCUUCCUCAGCGGGUUACUAUGCGGAUGCUUCGCUCCCAAGACUGCCCCGCGCUCACCAUCAGCCCCGGUCCAAGCAAUGGCCGAAACCCAUCCCCACAGUCUCACUCCCAACCACUUCCCAUAUUCCAAUCAUCAUCAAGAGAGCCCGGGCUACACCAGCGGGUCCGACGAAGACGGGUACACGACCCCUGUUCCGCUGCCACGCUACACCCCGCGGCCGCUGAGCAGCGCCCAGGAAAAGACGCUGGAAGCGCACAUGCGCGAUCCCCCGCUCUCGUCCGCGCGGUCCAGCACCUCGCUGCGGGACGAGAAGGACCCGCGCGGCCUCGCGUCCAACGACGCUGAUGAGCUCACCUCGGACGCCUCCUCGGCCAUCUCCUUCCCCAGCAGCUACGGGAACACCUCGACGGCAACGAGGGAGACCCCUCCGCCGCCGUACUCGCCGGCGCCGUCGCGGGCAAUGUCCAUCUCCUCGUUGAAUCCGCCGCCGCUGCCUCCUCCGCCUCCGCUGGUUCAUCUUGCCCAGCCAAGGCCGGUGGCGCGGCGGGCGGAUUCUCUAGUUCGGGAUUUCGGGGCGCAUGGGCGGGUGAGCUUUGAGGAUCAGCAUUCCUUGCGGUCGAGGAGGCUCUCGUGGGAGAGUAGAUAG
Molecule: messenger RNA, 651 nt
Organism: Aspergillus clavatus NRRL 1
Lineage: Eukaryota; Fungi; Ascomycota; Eurotiomycetes; Eurotiales; Aspergillaceae
Exons: 1
Coding region: 1-651 (216 amino acids)
Source: RefSeq, a predicted model, not a curated record